GAACAUAAAUUUUAAGUCUUGAUAGAUGAAAAGAGAGAAAAAACAUAUAUUGAAAGAAGUAUACAUACUCAACAGAAAUUUAUUAAUUUUGUGGUUAUGGCGAACAAUGGAGUCGAUGUUGAACACUCCGUAAGCUCGGCUUGACCUUUCUAAAGAAUAGAAGCCGUAUCGAAUGAAGUAUGGAAUUUGUUGCCACGAAACGACGUAAAUGUAGAAAGUGGAGAAAAAAGCGACAUUUGAGAAGAAAACGGAUGCAUGAUAUCAGUGAGGUUAGGUCUGGUAAACAUACGAGAGUUUUCUCAGAAUAUAUAAACAUCUUCAACGCACGUAAAACGUUAACAAUGGGAACAAUGUGUGCAGACGCUUUUUGGAAAAAUUACGCAGCAUCUCAGGAAUGGCAAAAAAAGCAUAACAUAACCUGGUGGAGAUCACGCUGCGUUGCUCUUGAAUAUGAAAAUGAAGUACUGCGUAAUAAACUGAGAUCCUUAGCUCAGCAGCAUAAUCAUUACAAUACUACAACUCAGAAUGAUAAUUAUCAUGAAGAUGAUAACGUAGAACAGGAAGAAGUAGAAUCUCAUUCAAAUACUGAAGAGUUUGAAUUUAAUAUUACUGAAGAUAUGUUGAAGUUUUUUGAGACAAGUGAGAGACACAGAAGAGAGCUUCAAGAAAAACGCAAAUAUUUCAAAAAGAAAGAAAUGCCUCAGAGAGAAACAGAAGAUAUCUCUGUUGUUGGUGGUGCUGAAAUUAUGAGUACCAAGAAAAAGGAAGCAGAAUCGUUAUAUGGUAAUGAUGGUCCUAAAAUAUUAGCUAUGGAAACUGCUAUACAAGCUACAUUGGAGAGGCACAAAGAUUUAGUGAAUCCUCAAUACUGGCCCAAUAUACCUCUCAAAUUUUAAAACAUUUGUAGAACUUUAGAAUGAGGUUUUAUUUCCGAACCUGUGAUGGAUUUAACUCAUAUUUUCAAGAAAAGAUUGUUAUGAACGGUAUAAAACGUGUUGUUAAAUGGUAUUUCAAACAAAUUUCAAGUUCACUUUUUUUUGUUAAAGUUGCACUAAGUUGCACUGAAAUUGUAAUUGAGCGGACAAAAAAAAGCACGUCUUACUCUUUACACUCAUUACACUAUUCACUACUUUUUUGGGAUCUGAAUAUAUAUAUAUAUAUAUAUAUAUAUAUAUAUAUAAACAAAGUGUCUUCCAAUGGAUUUUUGGUCGUUGAAAAAAAAAAUCCAGUAGCGAAAUUUAUCUACGACAUCAGGUUUCAGAGAAAAUUAAGGUUAAUUGUGCCAAAAUUGGCGUUUUUGAUCAUAUUUACUAUUUUUGUGUGGCUAAACUAAAUUUUGUUUGCAAUUUUACUUACUCCAAAUUGAAAUGUUAAGAACAACACGUGCAGAGAGAUCUGUUCAUAUUUAUUUUGAUAUAUAUCUGUAAAACAUAUUAUAAAAAUGUGAAA
Molecule: messenger RNA, 1449 nt
Organism: Pseudomyrmex gracilis
Lineage: Eukaryota; Metazoa; Arthropoda; Insecta; Hymenoptera; Formicidae
Exons: 3
Coding region: 180-896 (238 amino acids)
Biological process (GO): spliceosomal snRNP assembly
Cellular component (GO): SMN complex
Source: RefSeq, a predicted model, not a curated record